AAACGGAUGUCAGAAAGUGCGUUUGUAGGCUCAACUUUGCAAAAUCGCGUUUCGCGAAUAAAAUUGGUGAAUACUUAUUAAUGGUGAUAAAUAGUGGACGAUAAGCAAUUCUGUAAACUACUUACUAGUACGCAAUGGCUGUGGCGGAUUCGUAUCUGGCCUCCUUGAUGCAAUAUUCUUCUUAGCUUUAGGAUAGAGGAGUGCCGAGUGGGUCCGCAGGAUGCCGAUCGCACCGCGCGGCCCUCCGCCCCUACCUAUACCGCCGAACCGUCGACGAUUCCGUAGGAUACCUAUCUCGACUCGCAAGUGCCCUUAAAUAGAAUAGUGUAAUCUUUUUUACGCCACUUUUACACCGACCUAAUUAAAUUUAAGUAGUAACAUAGAGUACGCACAGUGGUAGUGUAUCUUAAAAUUAUUGUAACGCGCGCGAGUGUGUGAGUGUGCCGAUGGUGCGGCCGACAUGGGAAAGUCCUCGGCGAGACCACAUGGUCAAGACAAUGAACGGAGAAUCAAAGCCAACAACAGAGAGUACAAUGCGCAGUUUCGCUAUGCUAACAACUACAUCAAGACGUCGAAGUACUCGAUAAUAACGUUCCUGCCGUUGAACUUGCUGGAGCAGUUCCAGCGGCUGGCGAACUUUUACUUCCUCUGUCUUCUGGUGCUGCAACUGAUCCCCGCAAUUUCUUCGCUGACGCCCAUCACCACCGCCAUUCCACUCAUCGGGGUGCUCGCCCUCACAGCUGUCAAGGACGCCUACGACGACUUCCAACGUCAUCAAAACGACUCUCAAGUUAACCAUCGCAGAGCAAAGACGCUGCGCAAUGGCAAGCUGGUUGAGGAAAAGUGGGCGUCUGUUCAAGUGGGUGACGUCAUACGGCUGGAGAACGACCAGUUCGUCGCUGCGGACAUCCUGCUGCUCAGCAGCUCCGAGCCCAACGGCCUCUGUUAUAUAGAGACUGCGGAGCUGGAUGGGGAGACGAAUUUAAAGUGUCGCCAGUGCCUUUUGGAGACGGCAGCGAUGGGCCAAGACGACGGACAGCUGGGCGCGUUCGACGGCGAGAUAGUUUGCGAGACGCCCAACAAUUUACUUAAUAAGUUUGAAGGUACUCUGAGUUGGCGCGACCAACACUUCUCAUUGGACAACGAUAAGAUCUUACUCCGCGGCUGCGUACUCCGCAACACGACGUGGUGUUACGGCGUGGUCGUGUUCGCCGGCAAGGACACCAAGCUCAUGCAGAACUCCGGCAAGACUAAGUUCAAGCGCACCAGUAUCGACAGGCUACUUAAUUUUCUUAUCAUAGGGAUAGUGUUCUUCUUGCUGUCGAUGUGCGUGUUUUGCACGGUGGCGUGUGGGGUGUGGGAGUGGCUGGUGGGGCGGCACUUCCAAGUGUACCUGCCGUGGGACACGCUGGUGCCUGCGGAACCCGCCUCGGGCGCUGUCGUCAUCGCAUUCCUCGUCUUCUUCUCGUACGCCAUUGUAAUGAACACCGUCGUGCCCAUAUCUCUAUAUGUCUCCGUUGAGGUUAUAAGAUUCGCACAGAGUUUUCUCAUAAAUUGGGAUGAGAAGAUGUAUUACGAAAAGACUGGGACCGCGGCGAAAGCGAGAACAACUACGCUCAAUGAAGAAUUAGGUCAAAUUCAGUACAUAUUUUCUGACAAGACGGGCACUUUGACGCAGAACAUAAUGACGUUCAACAAGUGUUCGAUCGCCGGCGUCUGUUACGGCGACGUGGUAGAUGAAACCACCGGAGAGACCAUCGAAUUAACAGAGAAUACGGAGCCGUUGGACUUCUCGUUCAAUCCGGAGUACGAGCCGGAGUUCAAGUUCUUCGACUCGACGCUGCUGAAUGCGGUGCAGCGCGGAGACCAGCACGUGCACGACUUCUUCCGUCUGCUGGCGCUCUGCCACACUGUCAUGCCCGAGCAGAAGAACGGACGCCUGGAGUACCAGGCGCAGUCUCCGGACGAGGCGGCGCUGGUGUCUGCGGCGCGUAACUUUGGCUUCGUGUUCAGAGAACGCUCGCCUAAUAGUAUUACUAUAGAAGUUAUGGGUAAAACGGAGGUGUACGAGUUGUUGUGUAUAUUAGAUUUUAAUAAUGUAAGGAAGAGAAUGUCAGUGAUAUUGAGGAAGGACGGUGAGAUAAGAUUGUACACGAAGGGUGCUGACAAUGUUAUAUAUGACAGAUUAAAAAGUGAAUGUCAGCAAGAAGUGAGGUCAAAGACACAGGAGCAUUUAAAUAAAUUCGCUGGCGAGGGUCUGCGCACUCUGGCGCUGGCGUGGCGGCCGCUGGAGGAGCGCGGGUUUGCGGAGUGGAAGCGGCGUCACCAGGCCGCAGCACUCGCACUGCGCGACCGCGACGAGCGCCUCGACGCCAUCUACGAGGAGAUUGAGACCGACCUCCUGCUCAUGGGUGUGACUGCCAUAGAGGAUAAAUUACAAGACGGCGUUCCGGAAACCAUAGCGAACCUCAGCAUGGCCGGAAUGAAGAUAUGGGUCUUAACAGGAGAUAAACAAGAGACUGCAAUCAACAUUGGGUACUCGUGUCAGCUGCUGACAGACGACAUGGCGGAGGUGUUCAUCAUCGACGGCGUGACGCACGACGACGUGGACCGUCAGCUCGCCAAGAGCAGAGACUCCAUACGCGUCGUGAACACAUUCCUGCCAUAUGGGUCAUCAGAUGCAAAGAAUUCAACAGCAAACGGCGGCGCGGCGGUGGGCCGGCCCUCGCCCGGCCGCGCCGCCAACGUCAAACUGAACGCGCCCGCUGUCUCCGUCGUCACAUUUAGGUGGGAACAUAACUCACUACCCCACAGCAACGAGUACAGCGCUGGCGGUGCGAGCUCCUCCGAGGCGCAGGAUCACAGCAACGAUGAUACCAACGGCUUUGCCAUCGUCGUCAACGGACACUCUCUCGUGCACUGCCUGCAUCCAAAGCUGGAGGAAAAAUUCCUGGAGGUGGUGCUGCAGUGCCGGUCUGUGAUCUGCUGCCGCGUGACGCCGCUGCAGAAGGCCAUGGUGGUGGAGCUCAUCAAGAAGAGUCGCAAGGCUGUCACACUCGCCAUCGGCGACGGAGCCAACGACGUCUCCAUGAUUAAAGCGGCGCACAUCGGCGUGGGUAUAUCUGGUCAGGAGGGCAUGCAGGCUGUGCUCGCCUCCGACUACUCCAUCGCGCAGUUCCGCUUCCUGCAGCGCCUGCUGCUGGUGCACGGCCGCUGGUCAUACUACCGCAUGUGCAAGUUCCUCAGAUACUUCUUCUACAAGAACUUCGCCUUCACCGUCUGCCAUUUCUGGUUCGCCUUCUUCUGUGGAUUCAGUGCGCAGACUGUGUUCGACGAGAUGUUCAUCUCUGUGUACAACUUGUUCUACACAUCACUGCCGGUGCUGGCGCUGGGAGUGUUCGAGCAGGACGUGUCCGACAACACCGCGCUGCAGUUCCCCAAACUGUACGCGCCCGGACACACCAGCCGUCUCUUCAACAAGACCGAGUUCAUCAAGUCCACGCUGCACGGCUGCUUCACAUCACUAGUGCUCUUCCUCAUACCAUACGGUACAUACAAGGACGGGUUGGCGCCGGACGGAAAGAUACUGUCAGACCACAUGUUGCUGGGCAGCGUCGUAGCCACUAUAUUGAUCAUUGACAACACCACGCAGAUCUGCCUCGACACGACGUACUGGACUGUGUUCAACCACGUGACCAUCUGGGGCUCCCUGGUGUCGUACUUCGUGCUCGACUACUUCUACAACUACGUCAUCGGCGGCCCCUACGUCGGCUCCCUCACCGUCGCCCUCACGCAGGCCACCUUCUGGUUCACAGCGGUGCUUACUAUGAUGAUUCUGAUGGUGCCUGUGGUGUCGUGGCGGCUGGCCAGCUCGUGGACGCGGCCGACGCUGGCGGAGCGGCUGCGAGCGCGCCAGCGCUGGCGGGCCGGAGCCCCGGCGCCCCGCACGCCCUCCGCGCGCCGCGCCCGCCGCUCCGUGCGCUCGGGCUACGCCUUCGCGCACCAGGAGGGCUUCGGCCGACUCAUCACCUCCGGCAAGAUCAUGCGCCGCAUCCCGCACGCCGACGCCGCGCUAUCCGCGCUCGCCUCGCUGCCGGGCAAGUUCCACCCGCGCCCGUCUACGCCCCCGGCCACGCCCCCCGUCUCGCAGGCCUCCUCCCACUCGCCGCCCUCCCCGCCCUCGCCGCCAUCGCCCAGGGCGCCCAAGCAAGACCUCGACUCGGUAGAUUUAUGAACUGGCACCGAAUGGAGGGCGAAUAAGCAAGUUAUUGGCGCAUCGGCAACACUUAUUGAAGAGUACGAACCAGUGCGAGAGUUUGCACCUGAGACAAGCGUGACUUUUAGAAUGUAAUGUAAACAAUAAUUGUGUUUGAAUAUGUGAUUGAUUGUUGUAUGUGCUUUUUCGUAUGUCGGAGAGCGAGCGAGCCUUCGGCCGACGUUGGGUGUGGGUUAUAUAACAGUUCAGUGAGAAAGUGUAAAAUCGAUAUAUCGGUCGU
This is a messenger RNA of Papilio machaon (common yellow swallowtail), 4496 nucleotides long. It is a transcript of the gene ATP8B, whose product is annotated as probable phospholipid-transporting ATPase IM. The record is from RefSeq and is a predicted model, not a curated record. Gene Ontology annotation, cellular component: plasma membrane. Gene Ontology annotation, biological process: phospholipid translocation; Golgi organization. Gene Ontology annotation, molecular function: ATP hydrolysis activity; ATPase-coupled intramembrane lipid carrier activity; ATP binding. NCBI's taxonomy places the organism in Eukaryota, Metazoa, Arthropoda, Insecta, Lepidoptera, Papilionidae. Bases 461 to 4234 code for a protein of 1257 amino acids. The transcript has 25 exons.